AUGCCUCCCAAGAGCAAGGCGCGAGGAAACGCAGCGAACCAGCACGACAAGCGCCACGAGAGUGGCCUCGCGGCACCAGGCAAGCGAGUGACGAAGAAGCAGUCUCAUGGACAUCUGAACGGGCAUGUCGAUGGCAAGGCUGCGGCGACCGUGCAAGCUGCCGCGCAUCCGCCGGCGACUUCUGGUGUAAGCCAAAGUUCGUCCGCAUUGCAGCCUUCGGAGUCGCUCGAGGCAACACUAAAGGGACCGAUUCAAGACCAUGCGCCUUCGCCAGGCUGCGGUGAGAGGGACAGGACAUACUCUGACGCUUCGCUGGAGGAGGGCGGGCAAUACGGCGAGAUGGCCGACCUGCACGACACUGCCAUAUCUCCUCUGACGGAGGCGCCGCCGGUCACCUUCAAACAGACCGUACCCGCCCACUCUGGCAGCACGCUCGCGACCAUCUCGACCAUCUUGUCUUACUACCCGCUUCGCGAUGCCAUCUCGAUCCUUAUCCUGCUUCUAUCACUUCCGCCAACCCUGGUCCUGGUGAUUCAGACGUUGUUCGCUUCGCUCACCUUCGUCCCGCCGACGACAAGCAUCUCGCUCUCCACUCUGCCGAACAUCAAGGAGAUGUUCAAUUCGCCCAAUCUUGGCUACCCUGCUAUGGCCACCAUCUUGAUUGUCGAUUUGAUAUUCUGGGUCUGCUGGCUGCCUGUCUGGAAGCCUAUACAAGGCGUCUUUCUGGACCUCUCCCAAGCAGUCAUUGCUGUUUCUCUCAGCGGCGCGACUGCGAGUACCGGCGGGCCGACGUACAGCAUAGCGACAACCACGAUCAUCGUCUGCGCCGUCCAUGUGCUGCGAUACAAAGCGAUACAUCUCUCCGCCCUCGACUACUUCCGCUCUGUCAUACAUAAGAUGGACAUCGGAGUGCAGAUCGACAUUCCUUCUUUUGCAACGAGUUAUGCUUCCUUUUCAUCAGUGGAUCGAGGGUGGUUCUACACCGUCGUCCGCACCAUUCUUGGUAUACACAUCGUUUCGCAAGGCGUCACAACUUGCAUCCGCCGCUCCCUCGUCAAGGCGAACGAACAGAGCGCUAGCGUGCCUUCUAUCACGAGAUCCGAUACGGAAUCCGCUGCUGCUGAGCUAAAUGGCAGAGCUACCUUCACAUUCGGCGAAGGUAAUCAGCAGCACGGUCCUACUGGUUCAAGUACGGACGGGCGUCCUCCAGGACCGUCUCCUGCUCGACGAGAUAGCAAGCCUCGCGAAUCUGCUACGAAAAAGAAGCGGAAGCAGGCCAACCAAGUUCGCAGCCAGCAACCGCUUUGGGCAGCUAUUGCAAGUACCAAAGUUACUUUCGUUAAAGAAAUGGAGCAGCGAGACGCAGUGGAUGACGCACGUGAAGCAACUCGCAUGCACAAAGACACAACAACCAACAUUGCAGGCAAUCCAAGCACUCCCGAGGCUCGCUUCUGGGUCCGAGAAGUCCACGAUACUGAGAUCCUUUUCUCAGCCCAGCUGACUACGGACGACGUGGUCAAAGGCAACGACAACCUGGAGGAAGGAUCGGGCGUGGUUGCUGGCAUCGACAAGUCCAAGCCCUUCUAUGUCACAAUCAACGGCGCUACCUGGAGCUCUACCAAGAUCAAGUCAGCACCGUCAGAUGCCUCUUUCGACGACAGAGGUACAACCUACGACGGCGAAAUCUUUGGCCUUGCGCCGCUGAGCAGCUACAUGUGUGAGUUCGUCAGCAUCGCGAGUCAAGAAGCCCUUUGCUCCAUCAGCAUCAUCACGCAGCCUGCACCAACUCCAGAACAGGCCGUCUCGACGACCGCCCCUCCUCAGCACCAAAGCCUCAGGCCGUCUUCACCAAUCACGACAUUGAAGCAGUCGAUCCAAGCAGCCGAAGCCAAGCUGAACGAGACCCGCAAUCGCGGCAAGAAGAGUAAGAAGGACCAGCGUGCCGGGCAUACUGACAUCAAGCGCGAGAUCAACACUCUGAAGAGCAAGCUCGAUUCUUCUGGUGGCACCGAUGACAAGCAAGAACGACGACUGCUGCAGAUCAGCCAGCACAAGGCUCAAGCCGACGAGGCUACGACUGAGCUGAAGACGCGGAUCAACACUAUGGGUGGGAUCCCGUCAGACGAGCUUGCUGACUCUGAAGCGAAGAAAAGCCGCUGGGACUCGGCCACCAAUGCGAAACGAGUAGCCGCAAGGGAGCUGGACAGUUGCAAAGCUGAGGCCGAGCGUGAGCUGAGCGCUCUGAAGUCGGAGAUUCAGCAAACAGAUGCGAAGAAGGACAAGAUUGCCUCUCGCCAUUCGCAGCGUAGCCAGGAACUGGAAAAGCUUCUCGCGAGGCAGGAAGCCGAUAUGACAGCCAAGCAGAAGCGAGACUUUGACCGAGCACAGGCUCUCCACCACCGCGAGAAGUUAGAUCACGAGAUCACCACUUCUAUCGGAGACUUCGAGAACGAGCUUGCGACACUGCAGCAGAAGACGCAUGAUACUUAUCAGACUAUCGCUUCUCUUCAGAGCUGGUCGUCCAAUGGUCAGCCGCCGCCUUACUACGCAUCUCCUUCUACUCCCGAUGCUGCGUUUGCCGCCGCCGCCGCCGCCGCCCCGCUCGGUAGUCCGCAGUCCAACGGUUUUGCCAUGGGUGGUCAAGCCCCGUUCCAGUCACCGUUCCACUCCGCUCAAGCCUCGCUCUCCAACACGCAAGCUGGUGCUCCUCGCGGUCGCAGCUCGUCGAUGCUUAGUCAGUACUCCGGGUUCACCGACAACGGCGAGGAGUACAACAAUUUCGUGCCCGAGCAGCCCCGUCAGCAGUACUCAUGGCCAAUGGCUACUAGCGUGAGUGCUGGAGCCGUGAUGCAGGUUGACCGCAAGGAGAGCGAGGGUUCUGGAUCCGCUUCGCAGACAACUGGUAGCAAUAGUACUGGGUCUAACAGUCCCAGACCGGAUGCACGACCUUUUGUUCCUGGCAAGAGUGCUACGGCUGUGGGAACUAUUGGACCGCCGUCGAAGGGAAGGGAGAGGGGCCCGCAGAGUCCAGCUCACUCGUCACUGGGUAAUGAGCUCCUCGAGCAACUCCACGGCAUCAACAUCCAGCUUCAGCGACCCGACAACCGCACGACUACACGCAGCCCACAACGGAACACGAGCAAACAUACCCAAACCCCCGACCGAGUCUACGAAAUCACAACAGCGACCAUGGCGGCACGCCUCCCUUCCGCUCUCCGCGCCUUCACCCUCGCUCGCUCAACUCCAGCCCUUCGAUCACCAAUCGCACUCCAAGCACAACGGUCCUUCCAAACAAGCCGAAGACUGCUACAAGACGCUGCGCCCGCGCCGGUGGCUCAGAGGAAGCCUGUGGGAGCCUUCAGGGGAACGCUCUUCGGCUUCCUUCUCGGAUCAGUGCUGGCCGGCGGUGGACUUUACUACUAUGUCAUCGACGAGUACAAAGUGUCGAAUGAGCUGUUGACGGAGGAUAUCUACGCUCUGCAGGCGGCGGUGCAGCGGAUAGAGACGUACGUGAAGGACUUGGAGGAGAAGGUACCGAAGAAGUGA
Saxophila tyrrhenica is the source of this 3546-nucleotide messenger RNA. RefSeq lists its product as uncharacterized. The record is from RefSeq and is a predicted model, not a curated record. Lineage: Eukaryota; Fungi; Ascomycota; Dothideomycetes; Mycosphaerellales; Extremaceae. Bases 1 to 3546 code for a protein of 1181 amino acids. The transcript has 3 exons.